This is a messenger RNA of Notodromas monacha, 786 nucleotides long. NCBI's taxonomy places the organism in Eukaryota, Metazoa, Arthropoda, Ostracoda, Podocopida, Cyprididae. The record is from the annotation of a GenBank genome assembly.
AUGUUCAAACCGACUCCUGAAACUAUCAAGGUCGCGUCCAAGUGGGACAACGCCGGGCGGCAAGCUUUGCUUUGUGUGCUGGCCAACAGCUGCGACGAGGAGCUCUAUAAGAAACUGGUGACCGCUCUCUGCUCCGAACAUGGCAUACCGCUGCUGCACGUGGACUCCAACAAGAUGUUGGGCGAGUGGUCGGGCCUGUGCAAAAUUGACAAGGAGGGCAAGGCUCGCAAGGUCGUAGGAAGCUCAUGCGUUGUCAUCACGGAUUGGGGCAAAGAAACACCCGCCUUGGACUUCUUGAAGGACCAUAUGCGACAGAAGGGGCGGCAAGCUUUGCUUUGUGUGCUGGCCAACAGCUGCGACGAGGAGCUCUAUAAGAAACUGGUGACCGCUCUCUGCUCCGAACAUGGCAUACCGCUGCUGCACGUGGACUCCAACAAGAUGUUGGGCGAGUGGUCGGGCCUGUGCAAAAUUGACAAGGAGGGCAAGGCUCGCAAGGUCGUAGGAAGCUCAUGCGUUGUCAUCACGGAUUGGGGCAAAGAAACACCCGCCUUGGACUUCUUGAAGGACCAUAUGCGACAGAAGGGCGCUGACUUUCCAGUUGGAAUAAUGAUCAGAUCCUGGGCCCUCCCUCUUGAGCAGCUGCUGCGCGUCACGCACCAAUUCAACAAGUCGCAUUGGUCCGCGCCGCCCAAUGAAGGCGCCGUGGGAGCCGCUUCUGCCCUCCUCUUGUGGGCCGCCGCUGAGGGCUGGGCGCCCCAAUCCCAGCCUGUCUGGAGUGGCUUUUGA